AUACACGCUUGAUAUUCUUACCUCCAUUCUCAUUACUAAGAUAUAUAUAAUGGAUGCACAACCUCCUUACGUUUACGAUACAAUCCCACCAAAUCAAAUCCGGCUUUUGAGGUUCAUACCAAGUGAGAAUGGAAUAGCCCUCAUACUGGAACCUUUCUCUUUGGAUGAGCCGAUCCCCUCAUAUCGUUGCCUUUCCUACACAUGGGCCUGCCCCGACAGGGGCAUGCAGAAAACCUGGAGUGUGAAAGUAGGACCAGGGCAUGUUCGAGUCCUUGAUUCGCUCCAGUCCUUCAUUGAGGUACUGAGGCUUAAGGGCAAACUGUUCGAGGGUAGGUGGUGGAUUGAUUUCCUAUGCAUCAACCAAGCCAAUCUGGAAGAACGAGGUCAACAAGUCAGACACAUGAAGGAAAUCUAUCACAACGCUGAAGAGGUGAUCGUCUGGCUAGGAGAAGCGUCGAAUGAUAGCAGCCUCGCCGUCGACUUCAUCAAAAUGCACGACAAGUUCGAACAAGAGGGCAACGGUAUUGAGCAGAUUCGUAAAGCGUUCAAUGGAGUGGAUGAAUACACGGCACACUGGACAGCGCUAUCCAACUUUCUCUCCCGCAAAUGGUGGUCGAGAAUCUGGACAAUACAAGAGUUUGCAGUGCCGUUGAACAUCAUCUUUUGGGUCGGUCUAGAGGAGGUUAGCAAGCCUGCUGUAUGCCGAAGUAUCUUCAUUGCAGACAAAUGCACUCAGUCGGGCAUCAAAGAAACCAUUGCCUUUCGCUACGGCUUUAAUCGGAAAAGAGCUUGGGACCUGUACAGGGCUAAUAUGCAAGGUGUCAGUUCGAGUCGGACUCUGCUGGCGCUCACUGCCUACUUCUGCUUCAUGGAUGCAACCGACGAUCGUGAUCGUUUGUAUGGCCUCAUGGCCCUGUCGACUGACGGUAAUACGCUUUUGGACGUCAAUUACUCUCUCAGCUGCGAAGAGGUAUACAUGCAAUUCGCAAAGGCUUUCAUCACCAAACACAAAUCCCUCGAUAUCAUAUGCUUCGCUGGAAUAUACAGCCCGGCAUCUGGUUCUGCGCUGCCAUCUUGGGUACCUGACUGGCAUUGGAGAAAUGCAUUUCAUGUAACUCCUUUGAUGGUCAGCCAGUCUCACAACAGCCAAAUUGGAAAUCUUCGCGCUGCCCACUUCAUUACAGAUGAACCCUGUGUCUACUACGCGGCGUCAGGCAACAGACUUCCUGCGUAUGAGUUCCAAGGCUCAAAGUUAUGCGUGCGAGGAGUUAUUGUGGACACCAUUGAUGGAAUAGGUGGCUCUGCCAAUGCAGCAUUUGUCCAAAGUUCAAACAAUUCCAUCCAAACAUCAGAAAAAACCGCAAAGCCGCUGUCAUCAACUGACAUACUGAAGAGCGUAUGCAAAGCCUUAGUGUGGGACCGCAAAGAUCGCUUCUUGAAGUUCGAAAUGCCUACUGAAGAGUUCUUCUAUGACUUCAUACGCCUCAGCGCACCGCUCACAGACCCCAAAUCACAAUCAGCCAUCCUUCCUGAAUUAAAGGAAUGGUUCAAGCGGACAGCUUCUCUUCAAAUUUGCGGAAGAUCCCUUGAAAGCAUUCUACGUGACAGUAGCCAAACAGGUGUCGACUUCUCUGGUCCGCCUCCAAACGAUGACGAAUACACUCAAGACUCCUUUAUUGGAAGGUUUUUCGAUACAAUCAUCAGACUCUCCACGCGUCUUACUACAACAAACUCUGGCCGCAUUGGCAUGGUUGGAGAGAAAGCGAUGAAGGGUGAUCUGGUCUGUAUUCUCUAUGGCUGUAGCGUUCCUGUCCUGCUACGAAAGCUUGGUGACAGCGAUGAUUUCAUUUUUGUGGGUGAAUGUUUCCUUGAUGGCUGUAUGGAUGGCUCUAUUCUGGAGCAGGAAGAACUCGCAGAAAAGACAUUCUGCAUACAAUAACAAGGUCAUCUGAUAGGUGUGGAAGUCCGUAGCGAUGUUUCAGACUAUUUAUUUGUUUAUCAUCUUUUGAAUUGAUCCUCGAUGGCGUACAUAG
Messenger RNA from Bipolaris sorokiniana ND90Pr, 2033 nucleotides. RefSeq lists its product as uncharacterized. The transcript has a single exon. The record is from RefSeq and is a predicted model, not a curated record. Bases 50 to 1939 code for a protein of 629 amino acids. Lineage: Eukaryota; Fungi; Ascomycota; Dothideomycetes; Pleosporales; Pleosporaceae.